Molecule: messenger RNA, 3579 nt
Organism: Sphaerodactylus townsendi
Lineage: Eukaryota; Metazoa; Chordata; Lepidosauria; Squamata; Sphaerodactylidae
Gene: SRPRA
Product: SRP receptor subunit alpha
Exons: 14
Coding region: 133-2070 (645 amino acids)
Biological process (GO): SRP-dependent cotranslational protein targeting to membrane
Cellular component (GO): endoplasmic reticulum membrane; signal recognition particle receptor complex
Molecular function (GO): signal recognition particle binding; GTP binding; ATP hydrolysis activity
Source: RefSeq, a predicted model, not a curated record
AGUGAUGCAUAGUGUUAGAGAAUAAUCUGACGUGGGUCAGGAAGUCGGGCUGGUUUCCCGGCGGCUCGACCCCGUUACCUCAGCUUCCCCCCACCUUCCCCCGGGCGAGGCCCGGAGCCCCCCGAUCCCACCAUGCUCGACUUCUUCACCAUCUUCAGCAAGGGAGGCCUUGUGCUGUGGUGCUUCCAGGGCGUGCGCGGCCCCGCAGCUGCCUGCAGUGCGCCCGUGAACGCGCUUAUCCGGUCUGUCCUGCUCCAGGAGCGAGGUGGCAGUAACUCUUUCACCCAUGACUCCCUUACGCUAAAAUACAAAUUGGACAAUCAGUUUGAGUUGGUCUUUGUGGUUGGAUUUCAAAAAAUUCUGACGUUAACCUAUGUGGACAAGUUGAUAGACGAUGUUCAUAAGGAGUUCCGGGACAAAUAUCGCAAUGAAUUUCAACAGAAGGGAACUCUUGGGCUUCUCAAUGGCACCUUUGACUUUAAAGAAGAUUUUUUACGCCUCUUACGGGAUGCAGAGGAGAGCAGUAAAGUCCGAGCUCCCACUGCCAUGAAGACAUUUGAACAAUCUGCAAAGUCCCAAAAAACAGUGAAGUCUAUGAUAGAAACUCGAGGAGAGAAACCAAAAGAGAAAACUAAGAACAAGAAAAACAAAGGUUCCAAAAAAGAAGGAGCUGAAGCCGCUGCACCCCCCAAAGUAGCACCAGAUGUUAAGCCGGACCUUCCUGUUGCCACUGGAGACAAGGAGGAACUGACCAAGGAUGAGAUCCUGCAGAAAAACCGUGAGGAGUUCUUUAGGAAGCGCAUGAAGGGGGGAGAGAAAACCAACAAGUCGCCAAAGCCAGACGCUUCGAAGGAUAAGGGGAAGAAACCCAGAGUGUGGGAUCUGGGGAACUCUAAUGCCAAAGUACUUGAUUAUAGUAACUCAACUACCAAUGGGAAUGCAGACACUUGUCCUAUGGAAGAGUAUGACCCAGAUAUGGUCCUUGGGGAUCCUGACCGUGAGCCUGGCCAUCUCCGUGAUCUGGAAUAUGAGAGUGAAGAAGAAAUUGAAGAAGAGAAGGAGGUUCACAGCUCUUCAAGUGCCAGCGUUAAGAAAGGUGGCCUUGGAGGCAUGUUUGGGAUGCUGAAAGGCCUUGUGGGCUCCAAAAAUUUAACUAGAGAGGACAUGGACCCUGUGCUGGAGAAGAUGAAGGAUCACCUAAUUGCCAAGAAUGUUGCGGCUGACAUCGCCGUCCAGCUCUGUGAAUCGGUUGCAAAAAAACUGGAAGGCAAAGUGAUGGGCACCUUCACCACGGUGACCUCAACCGUGAAACAGGCCCUUCAGGAAUCUCUGGUACAGAUCCUGCAGCCUCAGCGUCGUGUAGAUGUCUUGCGCGAUGUGAUGGAUGCCCAGCGCCACCGCCGACCCUAUGUUAUCACUUUCUGUGGGGUCAAUGGAGUUGGGAAGUCAACCAACUUGGCCAAGAUUUCUUUCUGGCUGAUUGAAAAUGGGUUCAGUGUCCUUAUUGCCGCCUGUGAUACGUUCCGUGCCGGAGCUGUGGAACAGCUGCGCACUCACACUCGCCGCCUGAAUGCCCUGCACCCGCCGGAGACUCACAGCGGCCGCACAAUGGUUCAACUGUACGAGAAAGGAUAUGGGAAGGAUGCUGCUGGGAUUGCCAUGGAGGCCAUUGCUUAUGCCCGCAACCAAGGUUUUGAAGUCGUCUUGGUGGAUACCGCAGGCCGUAUGCAAGACAACGCUCCCUUAAUGACUGCUCUGGCCAAACUUAUUGCGGUCAACACCCCUGACCUCGUCUUGUUUGUGGGAGAGGCCUUGGUGGGAAACGAGGCUGUGGAUCAGCUGGUCAAAUUUAACAAGGCCCUUGCUGAUCACUCCAUGGCUCAGACUCCACGCCUCAUUGAUGGGAUUGUGCUCACUAAAUUUGACACUAUUGAUGACAAGGUUGGUGCUGCAAUCUCUAUGACAUACAUCACCAGCAAACCGAUUGUGUUUGUUGGUACCGGACAAACCUACUGUGACCUGCGUAGCCUUAAUGCCAAGGCUGUGGUUGCUGCUCUCAUGAAAGCCUAGCCACCAGUUAUUGCACCAAAUUCCUGUUUGCAGAUGUCUGUCUCUCUUUUUCUUUUUGCUGACACAGUGCAGGCAGAGCGGAGGGAUGCUGGAGAAAGGGGCUGCUGCUUCGUCCCUUCCCUGACAUGUUCUUCCUCUUGGUUUCAAUAAUGCACACCUUCCUUUAUGGGAUGAGUGGGUUUUAUUUGGCCAGGGAGGUCUGUCUUCAAUCAUGUUCUGCUGAUUUGAAAUUAUUGAUUCUGGUCACACAUCUUGGCUUGGGGGAGAGGGGGCAGUUUGGGGGGGGGUGUCUUGCUCUAGCUAGAAGUGUUCAUUGGCAAUAGGAACCUCAUGAUCUUGUUAAUGCAGCCAGCUAGCCUUCUUCCCCUGUGUCCUUUCAUUCUACUUGCAGAGGUGAAAACAAGAGCUUUGUUCAUCCUAGUUAGUGGGGUGGCGGAAUACUCUGCCACUAACUAGGCAUUUAAAAUGUAGCUGAGAUUCUUGUGGGCUUCUGCAACCACUCAAGAAUGUGCUUCAGGAAGAAUUGGGGGUGGGAGGGGUUGCUUUUUCCUGUUUCCUUGCAGUUAAUUGGCUGCUGUAGAAUGGAUAUAGACAUUGCCAACUGCCAGUUCUAGCAGAUCAAACAUAACCCUUGCUGCUUGCUUUGAUCGUAGUGGCUCACCAAAGCUUUCAAACCAAAAAGGAAAAAAAUGGCAACAGUCAGCCCUGCUGCUCACAGAGGAGCUUUGGGAGGGAAGGAUGGGGAGGGGGGGCUACUGAUGCCUUAAAAGGUCCUGCUUCCCACAGGCAGUGGGACUCUUCACAGCAGGGCCGUCCACACAUAGCCCCGCACCAUGGUGUUCGCACAGCGCAGGUCCUCGCAGUCCCUUGUUUCUAAUAACGCCUCUCCACCUGAUCCAAGAGCUGCUGCUUGCCCCACCUUUUUACUGGACUAAACCCCAGCUGAUUCACACAGCUGUGGCCCACGCGGUUGGAUGUAGCCAGCAGGGCUUGGGCUGAACUUGUCCGUAAUUCACUGUGGAGCACGAGCUGUAAAUCAUGCAUGCCAAACCAACGGCAUGUGCUGGUUGGUGAAACGGAAGCUUGUGCUCAAAACGGAACGAGUCGGAUGGCCCCCUUCCCCGAUUCCCCUGCAGAGUCCGAUCCAAGUGUGGGAAGGGGAUGACCUGUCUGGCCCCAGAAAGGGUUGUUUAUGCUAAUUGGCUCUAGCUCUGAUAUCACUGGAAAAGGCUGGGGCCAGUCCAUGCUGAUUCUCCUCUUUUCUUCCACAGGGUAAGUUUUCUGUACCUUCAUUCCCAAACCUUGUUUCAUCAGCAAACUUCAUAAUAUAAAUGGCCAGCACAAGUUAUCUGCAUGCUUCCCCACUCUAAACUGGCUUUGUUUGCUUUUCCAAACCGGUCUGUGAAAGGAAUUUCCUGCUAGGAAAAUGCUGGUGGCCGCUUGCUGCUUUUCUGUCCCCUCCCUUCAGAGUGCCUCUUGAUCCUGGUAAUAAAGUGCUAUGUUGAAUAA